Molecule: messenger RNA, 754 nt
Organism: Macadamia integrifolia
Lineage: Eukaryota; Viridiplantae; Streptophyta; Magnoliopsida; Proteales; Proteaceae
Product: autophagy-related protein 8f
Exons: 6
Coding region: 164-532 (122 amino acids)
Biological process (GO): cellular response to nitrogen starvation
Source: RefSeq, a predicted model, not a curated record
AGCUGUAGUGCUUAUCACUAAUUUCUUUCUCUGUAUAAAGAGUAUCAAAGGCGCUAUCCUUUCCCUCUUCCCAAUCAUAAUAGUCUCUGUAGCUUCAGAAUCCCUUUAUUCUUCCUUCCUCAAAGAAAGGUUUAAUUUUUCUUCCGCAGUAGUUUCAGGAGCAAUGGCAAAGAGCUACUUCAAGCAAGAACAUGACCUUGAGAAGAGACGUGCAGAGGCUGCUAGAAUUAGGGAGAAAUAUCCCGACAGAAUCCCGGUGAUCGUGGAGAAGGCUGAGAGAAGUGAUAUUCCAAACAUUGAUAAGAAAAAGUACUUAGUCCCAGCUGACUUGACUGUGGGACAGUUUGUCUAUGUGAUCCGCAAAAGAAUCAAACUGAGUGCAGAAAAGGCAAUCUUCAUUUUUGUGGACAAUGUCCUCCCUCCAACAGGGUCAAUAAUGUCUAGCAUAUAUGAUGAGAAGAAGGAUGAAGAUGGUUUCCUCUAUGUUACCUACAGCGGGGAGAACACUUUUGGGCACCAGAUACAAUUGUAGAGCAAGGCCAAUGGGGUCGCUUAUGACUUUUAUCAUUACCUAUCUUCUUUUCUUGCUUUUGUUGAUAAAAAUUCUGUCAUCAACUCCUAAAAUGUAAAGACCUCUCCUGUACAGUCAUAGUGUAUAUAAUGGCUACGGGAGAGAUUGUCAAAUAUUAGAAUUUCUGAUUUAUGAUAUAAAUAAUUCAUUGGCUUCUAAUGUAUGAGCUGAGCUUUAAAACCA